Liolophura sinensis is the source of this 4251-nucleotide messenger RNA. RefSeq names its product protein MTSS 1-like. The transcript is spliced from 16 exons. Gene Ontology annotation, molecular function: phospholipid binding; actin binding. Gene Ontology annotation, cellular component: cytoplasmic side of plasma membrane; actin cytoskeleton. Bases 326 to 3346 code for a protein of 1006 amino acids. NCBI's taxonomy places the organism in Eukaryota, Metazoa, Mollusca, Polyplacophora, Chitonida, Chitonidae. Gene Ontology annotation, biological process: plasma membrane organization; cell projection assembly. The record is from RefSeq and is a predicted model, not a curated record.
GAGCGCAAUCAAAGUUGGCACGAAACAUUCAUGUAUUCGUAGUGAUAUGUGUUUUACUCCUUGAAUUCACCGGAUCUUGAUCUCAAGGAACGAUCACGAUGAAUUGGUUUACCUGUUCAGUCUGUCAGCUUUCAUCGGAGGUUCGUUUAGCAGAGAGCUGACGUUGCGAUCACGGAUUUCUUGAGACUUGUGCGAGAUAAAGCAAGAACCGAGCGACCCGCAGGAUUUCACUUACUACUGUGGAUCAAGUACCGUAUUUACUGGAAUUUUACCCACUUCUUGCCCGUUGGAUCGGGAUUUCAUUUAGUGAGGUGUUGAAUCAGAAAUGGAUGGGAAUAUAGAGAAAGACUGUACGGCACUUGGUGCCUUGUUUAACCACAUUGUGAACGAUUUGAGGAGUAGUUCACCAGUAUGGGAAGAUUUUACAGUGAAGGCCACAAAGCUACAUACAACGUUAAGGACUACGUUGGUGGCCAUCAGUUCAUUUUUAGAAGCAUUUCAGAAGGUGGCAGACAUGGCCACAAAUACAAGAGGUGCGACCAAAGAUAUAGGGUUAGCCUUAACACGGUUAUGUUUAAGACAUCGCAGUAUAGAGAGCAAACUCAAGUCUUUCACAAGUUCUAUCACAGACAACAUGGUCAGUCCUAUACAGGAAAAACUUGAGGACUGGAAGAAAGCUGUGGUUCAAAUAGAUAAAGAUCAUAAUAAAGAGUGUAAAAAGGCGAGGGCAGAAAUAAAGAAAGCUGCUUCUGACACUGUCAGGUUACAGAAAAAAGUGAAAAAGGGAUCAAGUAAGGACAUGCAAUCCAAGCUGGACCACGCUCUGCAUGAUGUUCACGGGAAGUUCCGAGAACUGGAGGAGGCUGAAAAGUCUGCUGUGAGGAAGGCUCUGAUAGAGGAGAGGAGUCGAUUCUGCUUGUUUGUCACAGCACUACGACCUUUUGUGGAGAAUGAGAUCAACCUGCUGACAGAGGUGACCCACCUUCAGGAGAUCAUGGACAGCUUGGUUAAGAACUCCUCCAACCCUGAGCGCCUACCCCAGGCCAGCGAGCAGGUUCUCUUAGACCUUAAGGGCACUGAUAUCUCCACGUGGUCACUCCAGGACAACAUCAAACAUAGCCCACCAAGUUCGCCCAGCUCCAUGGGGUCACGGAAGUCAAGUAUGUGUAGUAUAAGCAGCUUGAACAGUUCGUCGAGUGGCUCCUCCAAAUCUCACUCUCCCAGUCAUCACUUCCGACCCCGCAGUGUCUCCCAGCCGAUCCCUGUUGGCACUGUUCGCUUGACCAGUGUCUCGUCCCAGGACUCUGGUUUUACCUCUCAGGAUACCAUAUUUCAGAGACCAGCCACCCCGAAAUCUCUUGAUCUUAGACAUCAGCAGGGCAAUAAUGCCGAAGCAGGCAGUACAGGGGAGAGCACCCCUACCGACUCCACCCCGUCUACGCCAUCAGAGCAGGCCAACACCCCAUCAGCUAGCUCCACUUGGAACAACUGGCCUGAACAGCCAAAGAUGGGGUCUAGCCAGGAUAGCAGCCGACCACACACAAUAUCCACAGCCUACGAGAGGUCACAUGCCCGACCUGCCUUGUCUGCCACACUGUUCGAGCCCCCAGUGCCGGAGGUGCCCGAGAAGGAAGGUUCUGCAGUCCUAAGGCACCCCCCACCCUCCCUAGGUGCCCGACCAGAGAGCAGUACCUCUCACUACGCCAGACCAGCCACCAUCAACAAGCUCCAGUCAGUGAUGCCCUCACUGGGACCUAAACCUAAGUCUAAGGCCGUCCCGCCUCCUGUCGUGCCCAUGAUGGAAACAGAUGAGCUGCCGGUGUAUGUUAACAUGAACGAGCUAGCCAGCAUGGAGGCUGAGAAAAGACAGCACGAGGGGAAGGACGGAGGAGAGACUGACAGCAAUGCCCAGACACCUGUCACCCCCCAGGACCAGGGGGGACUGACCACACCCCAGUCAGCGGGGCCAACACAGUCUCCGAGCGACCUGGAUAUUCAGGAGGCCAUCCGCGAUCUAGAAAACUGUACUGCCGCUCUUCACAGUGAUUAUGAAGAACCGGUAGAGCUGAGCAGUGCCCCCAAGCCUCCCAAAGGGCCCAAUCAGGUCCUUCCUCCGCAGAAACUUCAGAACUCUUUGGAGCUGGCUGAGGCUAUCCGAGAAUUGGAAGCCAGUACAGCUGCAUUGACAACUGCUUAUGACCAACCAGAUGGGAGCAAUGCGAGCCGUGGCUCUCUGCAGUGUUCCAGUGGCUACGGGACCAUGAACAGUACGCCAUCGGGCUCGGAGGACACCAUUACUACAGGAGAGUUGCUUGUUACCCCUGUUGAUAUCAUGUUGCCUGACCGAGAAAAGUAUUUCACGAUCCCUCGCAAUAGUGAGUUUCUACGGGCGUACAAGGCUACCCUGGAAGCUCGCAGGCCUGCAUCCACAGCAGGAAUUCCUGUCACACAAGUGGGAAUAGGUUCAUUGAAGCGGAAUGCUAAGCCACCCCCUCCUGUGCGCCGCAGUUCAUCUAUAACAGGAGGUCCUCCACCAGUGCUCCAGAAAACCCGCCGCUCUCCCCCUAAAGGCCCUCCUGCGAAUGCCCGCAUCGUGCUGGAUGGUCAGCACAGUAUGUUACACAGACGUAGCCACAGCAGCGGCAGCGAGCAAGCACACGAGGCCCUGGUCAAGAUGAAGCAUACUAAGAGUGCAGACAUGUUGGACGGACACUCUCAUUAUGCCACCCCCGAGGUAGGUGGGCAGGUGAUCGCCCCAUCAGCCGAAGUCAAUGCCCCGCCCUCACCCCAGUAUGCUGUUCCUCAUGUGACGGGGGCUGAGCCGCCUGUGAGCCAAGCCCAGCCCAUCUCUGGUAUCGUACAGAGUCUGAACGCCAAGUUUGCUGCUCUUCAGCAGACGCAAGUACAACAACAACAACAGCCAAUACAGCAGUUACCGCCACAACAAGCAAAACAGCAAACACCCCAACAACAACAACAACGACAGCCUCCUCAGACCCGCCCCAAACCACAGCAUCAAGUCCAAAACCCCAAGGCUCAGCCGGCAGUGUCAGCAGAGGAACACGGCCAUGCGUAUGGACAGACAUACGGACAGAGUCAGAACCACAGUUCAGUGUAUGCUGAGGUGCACACUGAGCGUGUGCCACUACAUCCACACCCUGAGGCCGAGGAGGACUUCCCGGAUUUACCUCCCCCUCCAUCUGAGGAAGAGUUGGCAGAAAUGAAUGCCCAGUUUGGGAAAAAGCCAAUGGAUGUUGUCAGAGACUCGCUGGUGACUGAGCUUAAACAUGGGCCACAGUUACGGCGGACAGGAACGCUAGAAAAAACAGAAACCUAUCAGAUUUAGAACCUAAAUAUAUAUAUAUUGCAUUGAGGCAAUGUUUUAAAGACAAUAUUCUGACCAUGUAUUCAGAAAACUUUGAGUUUUGUGAGUGGCCAUGUACUUGUAGAAGUUUGAAAACAUAUAAGAUCACCCAUUUAUUUAUCUGGUGCUGAAAGAUGUAAAUGCAAAAUGUGUAUUCAGAAGUUUGAAUUUGGUCCAAUAUAAAAUAUUUAUAUCAAAGAUUUGCUUAUUACGCAUGCUGCAGGAGAGAAGUACAGCCAUGCUCAUUGCUUCAUUGUGUAUAAUAGUACCACUCAAGUCAGCUCAUGGUGCACAGAGGUUCAGAAGUUCAUUUUGGACACAUAAGUUCAGACGUUCGUUUUGGUCAGAGGUUCAGAAGUUCAUUUUGGACACAUAGGCUCAGACGUUCAUUUUACUCAGAUGUUGAGAAGUUCAUUUUGGACACAUAGGAUUAGAAGUUCAUUUGGACAGAGGUUCAGAAGUUCAUUUUGGACAUGGAGGUCCAGAAGUUUCUUUUGAACAAAGAGGGUUAGUUCAUUUGGAUACAGAGGCUCAGAAGUUUAUGGUUCCAAUGAUUUCUAUGGUGUGGUAAAGUUUUAGGAAAAUGUGUUGAUGUUGAUGUUUGACUACCAGCAGAUACUUUUAAGAUGAUCACUGAACUUGUGGACCAGCAUUUAUUAUAUAGGACAUCAGUUUUGUAUUGGAUGUUUGAUGCAUAAUUUCUUCUUUAAGAAAGACCAUGUGGAACGUAUAAUUUUGUUUGCUGAAUGCAGGUGUACAUUGAGUAUGAUCCUUAGACAUGGCAAGUGUUGAUGAGCUGACUUGAUAAUGGGCUUAGCAUUUUCGCAUUCAGUUUGAAAAUUGAUUGGUUGUUCAUAUGUUAAAAUCUGGACCUAGUCCCCCCCCCC